AACUUCACAUCCGUGUUUUUCACUCCAGAGAUCACCCCAGGGAUCCCCCGCCAACAGCUUUUAACCCCAGGGAUCCCCCACCAACAGCUUCACCCGAGGGAUCCCCCACCACACGGCUUUACCCCAGGGAUCCCCCGCCAACAGCUUCACCCCAGGGAUCCCCCACCAACAGCUUCACCCGAGGGAUCCCCCACCAACAGCUUCACCCCAGGGAUCUCCCACCAGCAGCUUCACCCCAGGGAUCCCUCACCAACAGCUUCACCCCAGGGAUCCCCCACCAACAGCUUCACCCCAGGGAUCCCUCACCAACAGCUUCACCCCAGGGAUCCCCCACCAACAGCUUCACCCCAGGGAUCCCCCACCCCACGGCUUCACCCCAGGGAUCCCCCGCCAACAGGUUCACCCCAGGGAUCCCCCACCAACAGCUUCACCCCAGGGAUCCCUCGCCAACAGGUUCACCCCAGGGAUCCCCCACCAACAGCUUCACCCGAGGGAUCCCCCACCAACAGCUUCACCCCAGGGAUCCCCCACCAACAGCUUCACCCGAGAGAUCUCCCACCAGCAGCUUCACCCCAGGGAUCCCCCGCCAACAGGUUCACCCCAGGGAUCCCCCGCCAACAGCUUCACCCCAGGGAUCCCCCACCAACAGCUUCACCCCAGGGAUCCCUCACCAACAGCUUCACCCCAGGGAUCCCCCACCCCACGGCUUCACCCCAGGGAUCCCCCGCCAACAGGUUCACCCCAGGGAUCCCCCAUGCCACGGCUUCACCCCAGGGAUCCCCCACCAACAGCUUCACCCCAGGGAUCCCCCAUGCCACGGCUUCACCCCAGGGAUCCCCCACCAGCAGCUUCACCCCAGGGAUCCCCCAUGCCACGGCUUCACCCCAGGGAUCCCCCACCAACAGCUUCACCCCAGGGAUCCCCCACCAACAGGUUCACCCCAGGGAUCCCCCACCAACAGCUUCACCCCAGGGAUCCCCCACCAACAGCUUCACCCCAGGGAUCCCCCGCCAACAGGUUCACCCCAGGGAUCCCCCAUGCCACGGCUUCACCCCAGGGAUCCCCCACCAACAGCUUCACCCCAGGGAUCCCCCACCAACAGCUUCACCCCAGGGAUCCCCCACCAACAGCUUCACCCGAGGGAUCUCCCACCAGCAGCUUCACCCCAGGGAUCCCUCACCAACAGCUUCACCCCAGGGAUCCCCCAUGCCACGGCUUCACCCCAGGGAUCCCCCGCCAACAGGUUCACCCCAGGGAUCCCCCAUGCCACGGCUUCACCCCAGGGAUCCCCCGCCAACAGGUUCACCCCAGGGAUCCCCCACCCCACACUUUCUGUUCUGUCCCCACCAUUGACCUCGUCAUCCUCCCACCUGUGACUGCGC
Molecule: messenger RNA, 1382 nt
Organism: Pan troglodytes (chimpanzee)
Lineage: Eukaryota; Metazoa; Chordata; Mammalia; Primates; Hominidae
Product: proline-rich proteoglycan 2-like
Exons: 1
Source: RefSeq, a predicted model, not a curated record